AUGCCUCGUGGUACUGCGAAGGGCGGUGCGAAAGCUCCCGUCAAGGCUGCUGCCCGAAAGGCGCACGGCAAGAGUUCUAAGAGUUCUAAGCAUCAUGGCAAUGGCUCGGCGCUCAAGGAGGCUACUAACGUAGUCUCCAAGGCGGUUGAUGCCUCGAGUGACUCGACUGCGAUCUAG
Messenger RNA from Phytophthora nicotianae INRA-310, 177 nucleotides. RefSeq lists its product as hypothetical. The record is from RefSeq and is a predicted model, not a curated record. The transcript has a single exon. Lineage: Eukaryota; Oomycota; Peronosporomycetes; Peronosporales; Peronosporaceae. The coding region runs from base 1 to 177 and encodes 58 amino acids.